ACGUGACCACGCCUCGACAUUAGUUUCCACGACAGCUGAGUAGAUGCUAAAUGCCCAUUUUCCACCGUUAAUAAGCUAUCGUUUUCAACUCCUCUGACAACAGAUUCUGUAUGAUGGGAGACAAGAAGAGUCCCACAAGGCCGAAGCGGCAGUCCAAGCCGUUUUCAGACGAUGGGUUCUGGGACUGCAGCGUGUGUACGUUCAAGAACAGCGCUGAGGCGUUCAAGUGCAUGAUAUGUGAUGUCAGAAAGGGCACAUCUACUCGAAAACCACGGCCUGUUUCUCAGUUAGUUGCACAACAAGUGAAUCAACAGUUUGCACCACCAACACACCCCAAAAAGGAGAAGAAAGACAAAUCUGAGAAGGACAAAAGCGAUAAAGACCCAACAAUGAAAAAGAAAAGCUACAAAAAAACAAGGCCCAGAUUAAAAAACGUAGACAGGAGCAGCGCCCAGCAUCUUGAAGUCACGGUCGGAGACUUGACAGUCAUUAUCACAGACUUUAAGGAGAAAGCCAAACCCACGUCGACAUCGGCGAGCGCCAUCUCAGCGGACCAGCAGAGUCAAAGUGGUUCCAGUUCUGAUAACACUGAGCGAGGGAUUUCCAGAUGCUCCUCGCCGCAUGGGGAAGGCUCGUCUGUCAACGGAGAGACUCACUGACCCUCACAGGGCCAGUCGGCAUAAGACAUUUUAUUUUGGCAGCCUCAACCAUGGAUUCAACUUCAAGAAAAGGAUUUUUAAAUGAUAAUACCAUAAAUAACAGCAUUCACUUUCAUUUGGGGUUUGUAUUUUUCUACUGCCUUGCUGUUAAUGGUUAAAAAGUCAGUAUGAUGAACUACAAACACAAGAAAAGCAUUAAACGGUGUGUGGUAAUUGGUGCUUAAUCUGAGCAAUAACAUCCUAUUCUGGAUAUUGUUGCUUUAAAGAAUAAAUGAUGCAUUAUGAAAGAGACAUUUAAAAAAGAGGACAACUCUGAAUACAAGUUUUUUUUUAAUUGUUUUUUGUUGUAAUUCUUUGCACUUGAUGGCAUCCUUUGUUCACAAUAGCAAUUUGUAGCAUCAGUUCAUUUCUACCAGUAUAAUGCUAACAGCCACUGGCAUUUCCCAGCUCUCCUUUUUUGUCAUUGGAUGCAAUAACUGUUUUGCUGUUUUUAACAUUUGAAAAAAUAGAUUGAACCAUUAUGCUAAGUAUGCUUUGCUUUAAGCCUGAUAAGAGUUGAGCAUGAUUUAUUCCAUGAAAUGGUUUUUAUUAUGAAAUAAAAUGUGUAAAUAAAUGGGAGUUUGAAAUGUU
This is a messenger RNA of Oryzias latipes (Japanese medaka), 1289 nucleotides long. RefSeq names its product YY1-associated factor 2. Gene Ontology annotation, molecular function: transcription coregulator activity; DNA binding. The record is from RefSeq and is a predicted model, not a curated record. Gene Ontology annotation, cellular component: nucleus. NCBI's taxonomy places the organism in Eukaryota, Metazoa, Chordata, Actinopteri, Beloniformes, Adrianichthyidae. Gene Ontology annotation, biological process: positive regulation of DNA-templated transcription.